Molecule: messenger RNA, 1629 nt
Organism: Phanerochaete carnosa HHB-10118-sp
Lineage: Eukaryota; Fungi; Basidiomycota; Agaricomycetes; Polyporales; Phanerochaetaceae
Exons: 4
Coding region: 60-1616 (518 amino acids)
Biological process (GO): regulation of translational fidelity
Molecular function (GO): nucleotide binding; Ser-tRNA(Ala) deacylase activity
Source: RefSeq, a predicted model, not a curated record
AGAAACCAGAGGUCCCAUACAGCCUACUCUUAAUUUAUUGGCUUAUAAACAUACGGGAAAUGGCUGCUUCGGCGCUCGUUCUUCCUCCUGUGACACCUCCAGACUACCACAGGAUCAUUUCACCAUCGCUGAACGUUCCCAGCGACCCACAGACAUCCAUUCCCGUCGGUCUCUUGGCAUGCCAACGCGAUCCACUCCUUCGAGAAUCGGCCACCACAGUGGUCAGCAUUCGCCCUGCUGAAGCACCUCCGCAGCCCAAGCGUGCGAAGAAGGACAAGUCCGGUACACCACCAGCACCAGCAAGCCCUCUUCUCGAGAUCUUGCUGCACGAUACCGUUCUCUUCCCAGAAGGUGGUGGGCAGCCCUCUGACAUUGGAGUCUUGACGAGUGCAGAAGGACACGCAUGGGAAGUCGCAGAAGUGAAGCGCGCCGGAGGACAUGCCGUGCACUACGUCAAAGUCGGCGAAAAAAGUAUCGAAGACGCGCUGCACGCCUUCGCAGCUGGCACAAAAGUUAGUGUGCAGCUGGGAGAUGCUGGUCUGCAGCGGAGGCUAGACCACAUGUGCAUGCACACGUCUCAGCAUCUCCUGUCCGCUGUGCUCGAGCGGCGGUACCAGCUCGAUACGCUCUCUUGGUCUCUCACCGCUUACCCGACGCCGUCCUAUGUGGAGAUUCCCCGAGCAAUGUCUGCAGAGGAGAUCGCGGCCGUGCAAGAAGAGUGCAAUCGCUACGUGUUCGAAGGCCGGCGCGUCCAUGUAGAGGUGCAAGAGCUAGAUGCUGACGGGAAGAACUACCGUACUGCAUCAAAGGCUAUCCCGGACGAUUACACCGGCGGUGUGAAGAGGACAGUGGUCAUCGACGGAAUCGACAGCAACCCAUGCUGUGGUACGCACGCGCCCUCAUUGCACAACCUGCAGCUCUUCCUCCUCCCCCACACCGAUUCUCUCUCCCGAGGCACUUCCGGCACGUCCACCUCUUCCGCACGACUCUACUUCCUCGCCGGUCCGCGACUCAUCACCCACCUCACGUCCACACACAACUUCCUCACCGCGACCUCGGCGACGCUCAGCUGUGGCGGGCCGCAGGUGCCAGAGCGCGUGCAACAGGUCGUGGACGAGCGGCGGCGGGCCGUGAAGCGCGUGGAAGACGUCGAGCUCGAGCUCGCGGGACAUGUCGCGCAGGAGAUGAUGCUCGCGCCCAGCGUCGCGUCUGCAUCUGCGGCGGUGGCCGUGCUGCGGCGCCACCGCGUCGACGACAGCGUGAACGCGCUCGCAUUCCUCGGCGCGGUCGCAACGGCGUUCGUCUCCGAGGCUGCCGCGCGGGCGCACCUCGUCGUCCUCAGCUCGUCGCCGUCGGCGCAGACGGGCACGAGCACGACGGUCGUGCUGGUGUUCGGGUCGGACGAUAGGCGUGUGAAGGAGAUCGGCGACGCGCUCAAGGCAAGGUUGGGUGUCAAGGGCGGGGGAAGGGUGCGAGGUGGAGUGGGAAGUUUACGGGUGUGUGGAAGGAGGCCAAGGAGGGGGCGGUUGUCGACGAGAUUUUGGGACUUUGAGCUUCGAACACCAAAGAGUCGUACUUGUACUAGAGAUCUAUACGGAAUGCUAGCUGCAUAUUAGGAUGGUCAUUGCC